GUUGGACCGCACGCUGAUCUGGUGUACGUGUCGUGCUGGAUGAAUAUCCGGCUUCGAUAUCAAUUUUCCAGAAGAACGGAAGUCCGGGCUGCAGCGCAGCGCAACGACCUUGACCCUUGGAUCGCGAGGUCGCGCGAGAACCAGCGGAAAUUGAAGAUGAUACCGGAUGCAGAGGCUGUGUGUCAGACUUCCGAGGCUGCGGUUGACAGCGGCAGCGCCGUAUACGAGAAGAUUAAGGACCGACCGGAAAAGGAAGUGGCGUCGGUGACCGCCUGGAACCGAUAUCAGCGAUUGGUAGCCGCGAUGGAAUCCCGAGGUGGUGAAUUCAACCGGAAGUCCGUGAUCGAUGCGAUCUUCCGUGGCAGCGAUCUCGUCUACGUCACUCACUGAUCGGCGGAUCGAUCAGGCGCGAGUGGGAAUCUCUCGCGCGUUCCUGUACCAAAGUACCAGCCAGUAUGAAAUCACUUUUGAGCAGUGGUGUAGAAUUCGCGAGUCACAACGUCCUAAUACUUUUUGAACGCGAUGGAUUUGUACGUGAGGAUCUAGCGAAAUUUUUCGAAAGAAUGGAAACGACAUUUACACUUUUACUUCUUCAUAGAAUGAAAUAAUAAUGCUAUG
This is a messenger RNA of Cyphomyrmex costatus, 618 nucleotides long. RefSeq lists its product as uncharacterized. The record is from RefSeq and is a predicted model, not a curated record. Lineage: Eukaryota; Metazoa; Arthropoda; Insecta; Hymenoptera; Formicidae. The transcript is spliced from 2 exons. The coding region runs from base 40 to 390 and encodes 116 amino acids.